Molecule: messenger RNA, 4559 nt
Organism: Notolabrus celidotus (New Zealand spotty)
Lineage: Eukaryota; Metazoa; Chordata; Actinopteri; Labriformes; Labridae
Gene: stat5a
Product: signal transducer and activator of transcription 5a
Exons: 20
Coding region: 201-2561 (786 amino acids)
Biological process (GO): cell surface receptor signaling pathway via JAK-STAT; regulation of transcription by RNA polymerase II; cytokine-mediated signaling pathway
Molecular function (GO): DNA-binding transcription factor activity, RNA polymerase II-specific; RNA polymerase II cis-regulatory region sequence-specific DNA binding
Source: RefSeq, a predicted model, not a curated record
GGUGAACUGUGAAACGAACUGUUGGAAAGUAGACGGCUGACUAACUGAGAGAUCCCUGCUGUUGGUUGCGCACGCCUCUGCGCGUAUUUCAUGAGAAAGGACAGCAGCUUCAGUGGUUCGACAGAGGUUUGUGGUGCUCCUCUUUAGAGUUUCCUGCUGUUACAUGGUAACGCACAGCUGAAGGCAAGAGGGUGUUGAAGAUGGCAGUGUGGAUCCAGGCCCAGCAGCUCCAGGGUGAUGCUCUCCACCAGAUGCAGUCCCUGUACGGGCAACACUUCCCCAUUGAGGUGCGACAUUAUCUAUCCCAGUGGAUAGAGGGCCAGCUCUGGGAUGGCAUAGACUUGGAGAACCCACAGGAGGAGUUCAAGGCCAAACGCCUGCUUGACAGUCUGAUCCAAGAGCUGCAGAACAAGGCUGAGCAUCAAGUAGGAGAAGAUGGUUUCUUACUCAAAAUCAAACUGGGACACUACGCCAGCCAGCUCAAGAGCACGUAUGACUGCUGUCCUCUGGAGUUGGUCCGAUGCAUCAAACACAUCCUCUACACGGAGCAGAGGCUUGUCAGAGAGGCCACCAAUUCAAACUCUCCAGUGGGCAGUAUGAUGGCCAGCAUGUCCCAGAAAUACCAACAGAUCAACCAAGCUUUUGAGGAGCUCCGCCUUCUGACCCAGGACACCGAGAAUGAUUUGCGCAAGCUCCAGCACAACCAGGAGUACUUCAUCAUCCAGUACCAGGAGAGCCUCCGCAUUCAGGCUCAGCUGUCCAGCCUGGCCACACUCCCCCCUGCUGACCGACAGCUCCGGGAGCCCGCCCUGCUCAACAAGAGAGCCACUGUGGAGGCAUGGCUGACCAGAGAGGCCAAUACACUACAGAAAUACAGACUGGACCUGGCAGAGAAGCACCAGAAAACACUGCAGCUGCUGAGGAAACAGCAGACCAUCAUUCUGGAUGAUGAGCUGAUCCAGUGGAAGAGACGGCAACAGCUGGCAGGCAAUGGGGGCCCACCAGAAGGAGGCCUGGACAUCUUGCAGUCCUGGUGUGAGAAGCUCGCUGAAACUAUCUGGCAAAACAGGCAGCAGAUUCGGAGGGCAGAGCACCUGAGACAACAGUUACCCAUCCCCGGACCCAUCGAAGAGCUCCUCAAUGAACUGAACGCUACCAUCACAGAUAUCAUCUCUGCAUUGGUCACCAGCACCUUCAUCAUCGAGAAACAGCCUCCACAGGUGCUAAAAACCCAAACCAAGUUUGCCGCUACAGUGCGCCUCCUGGUAGGAGGAAAAUUGAACGUGCACAUGAACCCUCCGCAGGUCAAAGCCACUAUCAUUAGUGAACAACAAGCCAAGGCCCUGCUGAAGAACGAAAACACAAGGAAUGACAGCAGUGGGGAAAUUCUCAACAAUAACUGUGUGAUGGAGUACCACCAGACGACAGGCACUCUCAGCGCACACUUCAGGAACAUGUCUUUGAAGAGGAUCAAGCGAUCAGACAGGCGAGGAGCAGAAUCUGUCACGGAGGAGAAGUUCACCAUUCUGUUCGAGUCUCAGUUUAGUGUUGGAGGCAACGAGCUUGUCUUUCAAGUAAAGACGUUAUCACUUCCUGUGGUGGUGAUAGUUCAUGGCAGCCAAGACAAUAAUGCCACAGCGACUGUGUUAUGGGACAACGCUUUUGCAGAGCCGGGACGGGUUCCUUUCCUGGUGCCAGAUAAGGUGCUGUGGCCUCAGCUGUGUGAUGCCAUCAACAUGAAGUACAAGGCUGAGGUGCAGAGUAACCGAGGCCUGUCUGAGGAGAACCUGGUCUUCCUUGCUCAAAAGGCCUUCAGCAGCUCCAGCAACAACCCUGAGGACUACCGUAACAUGACAAUGACUUGGUCGCAGUUUAAUCGGGAAAGCUUGCCCCUGAGAAACUUCACAUUUUGGCAAUGGUUUGAUGGUGUGAUGGAACUCACAAAGAAGCAUCUCAAACCGCACUGGAACGAUGGAGCCAUACUGGGCUUUGUGAACAAGCAGCAGGCCCAGGACAUGCUUAUGUCCAAACCCAACGGUACCUUUCUCUUGCGCUUUAGUGACUCUGAGAUCGGAGGGAUCACAAUUGCAUGGGUGGCUGAAAAUCCUAAUAAAGCAGGUGAAAGAAUGGUUUGGAACCUUAUGCCCUACACAACCAAAGACUUCUCCAUUCGCUCUCUGGCUGACCGCAUCAGCGAUCUCAAUCACCUCCUCUUCCUCUACCCUGACCGAGCCAAGGAUGAGGUCUUCUCCAAAUACUACACCCCACCGCUCUCCAAAGCAGUGGAUGGCUACGUGAAGCCGCAAAUCAAACAAGUGGUGCCCGAGUUUACUACAGCCAAUCCAGACUCAGCAGGUGGGAAUCAAACCUAUAUGGAUCAAGGUGCCUCCCCUGCACCUGUCAAUCACCCUCAUACAUACAACAUAUAUCAACCUAUGAGCGACUCUAUGUUGGAUGCAGAGGGAGACUUUGACCUGGACGACACCAUGGAUGUGGCGAGGCAUGUAGAGGAGCUCCUCCGACGGCCUGUAGAGAGCCAGUGGGGUGGCCAGCAGUCCUGACCUUUGAACUUUUAACCUGUGACAGCACCAAACAUACCCCACCUCCUGACUUGCCCCACUUACAUUGACAUUUCUCAUGGUUUAAUUCCAUUAAUUUCUCUCUUUUUCAGAUAGCUAUAAUGUGAAAUGUUGAUAAUGGUUGUGAUUUUCUUUUCAUUUCAGCAUGUCAGCAUGCAUGUCGGUAACUUCUCAUAGUUUUUUUUUUGUGUCCAUAAGUGUUUGUAAAACAGACUAGGUAUGAUGCAAAACAUGCAAUGUUACAGUAUUAGAAAAAGAAAAGGUAUCGUUCAUUCACAUUAUGCAUGCAUUUCCAGUUGAGUUUGAACAGAUUUAAAAAAGAUCAUCCUGUAUGCAGUCAUUUUAACAGUUGAAUGUUUUUAUUUUGUUAUUUUUUCUUUGUAAAUGGGUUAUCAGUAUUUCAGUAGUUACAUUGAACUUGCCCUCUGAGAAAAAAAAACUGCUAUGAAAAGUUUAUGCUUUUGCUCCUAUUAAUGAUUCACUGCUCUGCAAAGUUACGGUUUUUCAAAAUCCAUAUACACUAACCUAAAGGCAGAGUGACUCUGCGACUGACGUCACUCACGUCAGCACACGUGUGCACAAGUGUACAAUCUAUUUGUACUGAUUUGUUCACCAGCUAAAACCCAGCAGAGGGGGUUUCUGUACCUCCCUCACUCUCACAGGGCUAUUUGUCUCCUGUCUGCACACAGAAAUGCAAAUCUGAGCAUUUACCCAGCGCUGCCUGCUUCUCCUCUCAGGUCCCUCUGUUUCCCUCAUCAGUGCAAACGUCGCUUUAUCCUGCUGACAGUCAGUGUUACUUUUGGUUCCCUUGUUUUUUUCUGCACCAUACUCACACCAAACGUACAGUUUUGUUCCUGUAAUAAGUGUAAAUCUUUGUGCAGAAAAUCCUAGCUAACUUUAUUGGCUGUUUAAUGCUUGAAACCACUUACCUGAUGAAGUUAAGAAACAUGAAGUUCCACCCGUCCGGUCAGUGCUCAAUUAAUCUAAGAUGCGCUGCUCUCUUCUUUCAGUUCAUUUGUCCCUGUAGCCGUGUCAUGACACUGUGGGAAACUUGUGCGUGCUAGUCUCUGUGUGACAACAUGACCACACCAGCAGCUGAAGUUGUGAGACAUGCAUUGAGGGGUGCACGCUUUACAUUCUUGCAAAGAAUUACUGGGAAAAAUAUAGAACUCUAGGAUGUUUUAAUGUCUGGCUUUGAUUAAGAUUAGUAUCCACCAUGUAUCCACCCUUUUUACUACACUUACAAGAUAACGGAUACAUUAGUUGAAAUCAGAAGCUCGAGUCUAUUACCAUAAUCCCUCCACUGACAUAAAAAAACACACCCAGGUACACACACAGAGACCCAAAUCGUUGAAUUAAAAAAAUGUUGCUAACAGCGGCCAUGCACCUCAGGAAUGAAUUGCUUUGCUUAGCCGAUGUGUAAGCCAAAUAGACAAAAUCUAUAUACAGAAUAUAUGAAUUUAUUUUCUCUAUCAUAAUUCUAUUUUAUUAUAAUUUUCUUGCACUCCCCUAUUGAAUGUAACCUUUAUGCAUGACCCUAUUAAGGAUUUACAUUCAAAUAUUACCUCCUGAGUUGAGCAGAACGUUCAGGUCAUGAUUCAGCAUCUUGGAAGAGGACACAGAACAACUGGAAAUCAGAGAAAAAUCGAUGAUGUAUUUUUGUGUUUUUCCAACAGACAUGGCAGUAUUAUAAAGAUAUUCCCUCAUAUAUCUCUUCAUUUCUUCCUCAAACUUAUUUUGUAUCCCAUUUUCUUUCCUGUUUCGAGCUACAUGGGCGGUCUUUGAUAUAUUGGUCAUUCUCAUCAUUUUGAAGCUUUGUUCCACUGUAAACUGUGUAUUUUUUUCAUGAUGUAGAUGGCGCUGUGUGCUAUUCGAUGUAUGUACCAUGUUUGUGGUUUUGGUUUGUUCCUUGGAGUUUUUCCAAGAAACAGGUGUUGAGUCGAAAAAAGAAGACAAUAAAGUUUUUAUAAAUAAUUCUAA